AUGACAACUCUAACGAUUGCUUUGUACCUGACUUGUUUUUUUGGGGGGACUUCAGCCCAGAUGAGUAAUCUGGAAUCACCAAAGUAUGUGCAUCAACAAAAUACUUUUUAUUCAGCUAAUGUUGGUCAAAGCGUGACUUUGCAGUGUUUCUCUGAAGGUGAAGCAGUGAUGUUUUACUGGUACAAGCAAAUUCUAGGGCAGGAACCAAGGCUUGUAUCUACCUUGUAUAAACAUAAAAGUGGCACCUUUCAUGAUGAAUUCAACAAUUAUCGUUUCACACUGGACACAAAAGAUGGUAACAAUCACUUGACAAUCUCUAAUUUACAUAUUUCAGACUCAGCGACUUAUUACUGUGCAAGCAGCUAUUCAUUUAAUUUAGAAUUUGAGGAGGAAAUUAUUGUAAGUGUAAAGGGUUCAGGUUUGAACAUCCAAGCUUUAGUCCAUCAGUUGGCGUCUGAGAGCAUCCAGCCGAAAGGCUCUGUGAACUGUGUGGUACACAAUGGGACCUGUGAUGAUGGAGAACACAGUGUUUACUGGUUCAAAAACUCUGAAGAAUCUCAUUCAGGACUCAUUUACACACGUGAAGGCAGGAAUGAUCAGUGUGAGAGGAACACCAACAUUCAAACACACACCUGUGUCUACAACUUGCCGAUGAAGAGUCUCAAUCUUUCUCAUGCUGGGACUGAAUGUGCUGUCGUCUCAUGUGGACAGAUACUGUUUGGGAAAAGGACCAAAUUGGACGUUGGCUAUGAAGUGGACUCAUUUGUCUUGGUAUACUUCUUGAUUGGAGCUUUGGGACUCACCACCAUCCUGAUUGUUCUCCUGGCAUAUGCAGCAUAUACAAUGAACAGAAACUGCUGCCAGUGUAAAGAAGAAAGAUCGCCAGCAGCCUCGACUCCAGAUCCAGAGAGUUACACAGAUGCAGAUGAACUCCAUUACGCUGCAUUCAGAGAGAACAACGUCGGCAGGUCAAUAAGACAGAGGGACAAUACCCAGACUGAAUGUGUGUACUCCACAGUAAAGCAGUGA
This is a messenger RNA of Scomber scombrus (Atlantic mackerel), 1029 nucleotides long. RefSeq names its product M1-specific T cell receptor beta chain-like. The record is from RefSeq and is a predicted model, not a curated record. Bases 1 to 1029 code for a protein of 342 amino acids. Lineage: Eukaryota; Metazoa; Chordata; Actinopteri; Scombriformes; Scombridae. Gene Ontology annotation, biological process: response to bacterium. The transcript is spliced from 5 exons.